Molecule: messenger RNA, 1506 nt
Organism: Schizosaccharomyces japonicus yFS275
Lineage: Eukaryota; Fungi; Ascomycota; Schizosaccharomycetes; Schizosaccharomycetales; Schizosaccharomycetaceae
Product: exonuclease Rex3
Exons: 1
Coding region: 1-1506 (501 amino acids)
Biological process (GO): negative regulation of gene expression
Cellular component (GO): nucleus
Molecular function (GO): exonuclease activity; nucleic acid binding
Source: RefSeq, a predicted model, not a curated record
AUGUUUACUCCUCUGGGUCAUUUUAAACAAAUCCAAUGCCCAUACGAACGAUCUAAACAGCAAUGUACGAUAAAACACUGUUUCUUCCGUCACACGUCCUCUACCUCUAAUCUAUCGCUAAAAGAGCUCCAGGCCCGUUCCUAUGAAAAGCUUGUUGAAAAGAAAUUAGAACGAGAGUCUGCUCUAACUGCUGCUUCUCGAGUUUCAGAAAAUGACGACAAAAACAAACUGAAGCCUACGCCUGCUAAACGGCCAACCAUCGCGGAACCGCAGGCAGUUCCUCCUCCCAAACGUGUUCACAUACAGCCUGUUGCCAGUGUUGCCCGGACUCCUGUAGCAAAACCGAAAGCUCGUACCCCUGCAGUUCCUCUUAAACCUGCACUUAAAACGAAAACAAAUGAUGCAAAGUCAGAAGAGCCUGUUUCUACGGAACCAGAAUACGACUACAAUGCUGCAGCUGGACACGAGUUGCGGCGGCGUAUGGCACAACUCAUGUAUGAUUGCUACGAUCGAUUGGGCUAUACGUUGGCAGAGAGCUGGAAAAAGGCACUGGAAGAUGAAGCGCUCAUUAAUAAACAAUCCCACAGCAAAAUGUCUUAUAGUUCUGCUUGCAAAGCUCGAAUUAUUUCCUUGAAAAAGAAACCACGGAAAACAGAAAAAUCGACUGCUGAACAAGACUUUGAAGCUCUGUGCACGCUUGUUCACUCGAAGGAAGAGCUCGUGAGUUGGAAGUAUAAUAUGGAAAUCGUCACACCGGAGACGCCUCCUGAUAAUAUGCACCAGUGUUCACGCUGCGGGAAACAUUUCACUGAAGCAAGAGAAGGUUGCACUUAUCACUGGGGAAAACUCGUCCGAGAGAAGCGGCACGGAGAACGAGUCCGUGUCUACACAUGCUGUGAUGGAGCGUAUGGUGAAGAUCGUGGAUGUACAAAGGGACAGGCACAUGUGUUUCGUCAUGAAUAUCUUCCAUACAUGGCUAGCGUACAGCCUUUUCGUAUACUUCCUGAUACACGGCCAAACAACUGGGUUCCGUGGUGUGCUCUGGAUUGUGAAUUGUGUUAUACGACUCUCGGCAUGGAGCUAACUCGAUUGACCGUUGUCACGCUAACCGACAAACUGUUGGAUACAUUUAUAAAGCCGAAAGGUGAGAUUCUUGAGUUGAAUACGCGGUUCAGUGGUAUCCACAGUGCUGAAGAGUUGGAAACUGGUAUUACCAUGGAUGAGAUGUACGAAGAACUGUACAGAAUUGGUGUUAACAAAGACACUAUUUUCAUUGGACAUGGUUUGGAAAACGAUAUGAUUGCUAUGCGUUUAGUGCAUGAAAGGGUGAUCGACACAGCUAUCCUGUAUCGUCACGAAAAAGGACAACCAUUUCGCUAUUCACUCAAGUUUCUCACAAAAAAAUACCUCGAGACUGUUAUUCAAACCGGAGAACAUGACAGUGAAGAAGAUGCUGUCUAUGCUCUCAAGCUUGUUUUUCGUUUACUUCGCAAAGAGCCAACCUAG